Molecule: messenger RNA, 995 nt
Organism: Punica granatum (pomegranate)
Lineage: Eukaryota; Viridiplantae; Streptophyta; Magnoliopsida; Myrtales; Lythraceae
Source: RefSeq, a predicted model, not a curated record
ACCGUUUUUCAUUACCCAAAUAUCUUACCCACGUUUUCAGGAAAACAGAGAUAUUAUCUCCAGAAGCUCCGCCGGAAGGAAAAUGGCGACCUUCUUCGGCUCCCCGCCAUUUCUGUCCCACCCCAUCACCCGAACUAUCCACUUCUCCUCACAACGGUCCCCGCCUCCUCCCCCUCCUCCGCCUUCACAGCCGCCGACUCCGCCAUCCCAGCCACAAACUAGCGCGGCUGUCCCAGCGGAGCAGCAGCAGCCCAAUUCCUUCCCUCUUAAGUCACAGAGCCAGAGACCCAUCAAGCAGGCCACCAAGGUCGAGUCCACGGACUGGGUUGCGACGUCCCUAACCCGGCGGUUCGGGGUCGGCGCCGGCCUCGCUUGGGCUGCGUUCUUGGCCUUCGGGGUCGUAUCCGAGCAGAUCAAGACCCGUCUUGAAGUGUCCCAGCAAGAAGCCAACACAAGGAACGUGGAGGAGGAGAAGGAAGUGGUCUUGCCUAACGGAAUAAGGUACUAUGACUUGAGAGUCGGGGGCGGAGCCUCUCCUAGACCCGGAGACUUAGUCGUGAUCGAUCUCAAGGGAACAGUGGAGGGGACUGGACAAGUUUUCGUGGACACGUUUGAAGUCGACAAGAAGCCUCUAGCCUUAGUGAUGGAGUCAAGGCCCUACACUAGAGGAGUCUGUGAAGGGAUCGAGUACGUGCUGAGAUCCAUGAAGGCGGGAGGUAAAAGAAGAGUGAUAGUUCCUCCGAGCUUAGGGUUCGGAGAGGAGGGAGUGGAUUUAGGAAACGGGGUGCAGAUUCCCCCAUUGGCGACCUUAGAAUACGUUGUUCAGGUCGACAAAGUCUCCAUUGCUCCCGCUUGAUUUCUUCUGUACAUGCGAGGAAAUUGCAGUUGCCAGAACAAACAUUUCUCGGUAUAUGUCCGGUAAUCUUCUUCUUCCUGUACUACAGCAUGCUAUUACCUUACUGAUGGAAUAAAUCUUAUUCUUGGAUAAGUAGCAA